AUGCCCCGACCACGCCUACAACCGCUCCUGCGACCUUUCUUCACCUCCUCCUUCCCCUCGUCAUUGUUGACGAAACCGCCUCUUCUCCCUCACCCACGCCUCCUGACGAGCUCAGCAGCUCAGCAAGUCCGGUACAGACGGUUUGGCGACCCUCCAGAGCGACCCGAGCCUCCGACCUAUCCUCCUCGCGACGCUGAACCCCAACUACGCGAUGUCAACCCAAACGACCCGCUGGGCAUCUUUGACGUGGCGCGACGACGACGACAAGUACCCGUCUACGAGCAACCACGACAGAGGUCUUCCUACGGCGGACGACGGCAGGGCUUCUCGUUCCACAACGUCCAGACGGUCUUGCGGUCGCGGAUGUUCCUCGUCCUCCUCGGCGGCGCAGGCGGAUACUACGUCUUCCACCUCGAGAAGGUGCCUGAAACGGGACGAUGGAGGUUCAUGGACGUCUCGCCCGCGAUGGAGAAGCAGAUGGGCGAGCAGGCGUUCCAGGAGACGAUGGGCGAGUUCGGGCGAAAGGUCUUGCCCGACUACCAUCCGCAGGCGCGCUUCGUACAGGGCGUCAUACAGCGGAUCAUUCGCGCGAACGGUCUCGAGGACAAGGUGGGCGGCCCAGGUUGGAAAACCUACGUCGUCAAGGACGACUCGACCAAGAACGCCUUCGUCCUGCCGAACGGCACGAUCUUUGUCUUCACCGGCAUCCUGCCAGUUGCAGCAGACGCCGACGGGCUUGCAUGUGUGCUCGGACACGAAAUCGCCCACCAAGUCGCGCGACACUCGGCAGAACGCAUGAGCGGCAUGAAAGUCUUCUACGCCCUCGCGCUCCUCCUCUCCUCCUUCGGCAUCGACAUGGGCCUCUCGCAAGUCCUGCUCCAAUUCGUCUACUCGCUGCCCAACUCGCGCAAGAACGAGACAGAGGCCGAUUUGAUCGGCUUGCGGCUUGCGAAUCAGGCGUGCUUCGAUCCUCGAGCGGCGGAGGCGCUGUGGAAGCGGAUGUCGGCGGCGGAGGACAGUCCGGGAGUCGACAUGUCCUUCCUUUCAACCCAUCCGUCGAGCAAGCACCGCAUCGAGAACGUCAAGAUGUGGGCAGAGGAUGUCGUCAAGGAGAGGCCGAGCGAGUGCGGUCCGUUGCGAGACCAAGUCGAGCCGUUCCAGCGCUUCUCACGGGGAAGGUGGUGA
Rhodotorula toruloides NP11 is the source of this 1185-nucleotide messenger RNA. Its product is annotated as mitochondrial inner membrane metallopeptidase Oma1. Gene Ontology annotation, cellular component: mitochondrial inner membrane. The transcript is spliced from 3 exons. The record is from RefSeq and is a predicted model, not a curated record. The coding region runs from base 1 to 1185 and encodes 394 amino acids. Gene Ontology annotation, biological process: protein quality control for misfolded or incompletely synthesized proteins; mitochondrial protein processing. Lineage: Eukaryota; Fungi; Basidiomycota; Microbotryomycetes; Sporidiobolales; Sporidiobolaceae. Gene Ontology annotation, molecular function: metalloendopeptidase activity.